This is a messenger RNA of Caenorhabditis elegans, 1139 nucleotides long. RefSeq names its product Glycine rich superfamily member. NCBI's taxonomy places the organism in Eukaryota, Metazoa, Nematoda, Chromadorea, Rhabditida, Rhabditidae. The transcript is spliced from 6 exons. The record is from RefSeq and is marked reviewed. Bases 176 to 940 code for a protein of 254 amino acids.
UUGGAGUUCGAGCAACUGGUUUUGGCGAUUUGGCCUUCACAACAUGAUUGUCUGGAUGAAGUUCUGGUUCAGUGUCAGUCAAUGGUUUUUCAGUCAAUAAUUCAUUCGCGUAAAUCGAUCCUUUUCGAAUUGGCUUAUGAACCGAUGGCAUUUUCUUCUCUGAAACGCAUCAAGAAUGAAAUCAACACUUCUAAUACUACUGUUAUCAAUCAAACAAGGCUCUUCUCAAAUAAAUCUCGGAUCAUUCUUUCUCCAUCCUCAGCAGAACAAUGGCGGCUUCGACAUGGGAAUGGGACAAGGAGCAAAUAUUUUAGGAUUUGGAGGUGAUCGUAGCUUUAAUUUAGCUGGUAACAGAGCUGGAUUUGCUUUGGGAUCUAAUAAUGGAGCUCUUGUCGGCGGACAACGUGUUGGAGUUGAUGGGGGAAUUGGUGGAGGACGUGAAGGUGUUGAAAUGGGAAGUCAGGUGCAAUUUGGAAAUGAGCCAAAUCCUGGUCAUCCAGCCGGACAGUUUGGAAGUUUUAUGGAUAAUGUCAAAAACUUUUUCUCAUUUUUGGGUCGUGGAAUGCCAAUGCCCCCUCAACAACCACCUCCAUCACCUCCAUUCUCAUUGGGAGUCACUCGUCCACCAACUUUAAUUGGUACUGAAAGAUCUGAAAGUGAAAAUGGAGGAAGACAUAGACCUCGCCCAUGGUUCCCAGAAGGUGAACAAAUUCCAGAAGUAACUGGAGAAAUGAGGCCAAAAGAAGGAGAAGCUGGAAUUUCUUCAUCAUCCUCUUCCUCUUCUGAAACUGAAUUCAUUGGGCCAAACAAUGGAGAAAUCCCCAGAAAAUCUGUCGAGUUCAGUAUCGAUAAAGAGCCAAGAGAGGAGUUCACUGAGGAUUUAUUCACGGCACAAACAAGUCGACCACGAGAGUUGCCAGGGCUUAUAGAGUUUGCCUAGAUUAUCUUAAUUCUCCCAUCUUUAUAUAUUUUCUCAAACAUUCCCUUACAUAGAUUUUCAUGACCUUUCUACGGGUUUUGUAAAUAUUUAAAUAGUUCUUGAUCUUUUACGCUGCCCUUUUUGAAUAAUUUAAGUUGAAUUGUCAAAAAAAUUGCAGAAUCACAGCUUUAUGAAUAAAUCUUUAUGACCAGCAACAAAA